UUAGAUUUUGUCUGAGUCUAUACAUAGCAUAAGUAAAAUUCUCUCUCUUCUAUAACAUUUACAAAGAUCAUCACUCUUGAUCAAAUAUGGAAUUCCUUAGAAUCCCUCUUUUACUCUACAUAUUCUUUCAUUCUUUAUCUUCAACAAUGGCCACUGAUUUGGAAACUUAUAUUGUUCAAGUUGAAUCCCCAGAUAGCCAAAUUUCUACUCGUUCAUCAACAACGGAUUUAGAUAGUUGGUAUCAUUCUUUUUUGCCAACAACCAUAGCCAACUCAAUUGAAGAGACACGAAUGAUUUACGCUUACCACAAUGUGAUUAAAGGGUUUGCAGCUAAAUUAUCAGCUAAAGAAUUCAAGGAAAUGGAGAAAAAAGAAGGAUUCAUUUCAGCGCGACCUCAAAGGGUGUUGUCUUUGGACACUACUCAUUCUCCGAGCUUUCUUGGUUUGCAGCAGAAUUUGGGAUUUUGGAAAGAUUCUAACUAUGGAAAAGGUGUGAUCAUAGGAGUCCUGGAUACUGGUAUUGCUCCUGACCAUCCUUCGUUUAACGAUGAAGGAAUGCCACCUCCCCCUACUAAAUGGAAGGGCAAGUGUGAGUUCAACUUUACUGCUUGUAACAACAAGUUGAUUGGAGCAAGGUCUUUUAGCCUUGGGAAGGGUACAACGUUGGAUGAUGAUGGUCAUGGUACCCAUACUGCAAGCACAGCUGCUGGAAGUUUUGUGAAAAAUGCUAAUGUCUAUGGAAAUGCUAAUGGAACGGCGGUUGGAGUUGCACCUCUUGCCCACCUAGCCAUUUAUAGGGUAUGUACCAGUCUUGGUUGCUCCGAGAGUGAUAUUUUGGCAGCCAUGGAUGUUGCAAUUGAAGAUGGUGUCGACAUCCUUUCCCUCUCUCUUAGUGGAAGUACUAAACCUUUCCAUGAUGAUGCCAUUGCACUGGGGGCAUACAGUGCAAUGGAAAAAGGGAUUUUUGUUAGUUGUUCUGCAGGUAAUAGAGGACCAACUCCUAGGUCUGUGGGAAAUGAAGCCCCAUGGAUUCUCACUGUUGGUGCAAGUACCUUGGACCGGAAUAUUAAGGCUACCGCAGUGCUUGGAAAUAAGGAAGAGUUUCAAGGUGAAUCAGCUUUUCAACCAAAGGAUUUCCCUUCAACCUUGUCGCCUCUUGUUUAUGCUGGUUCGAACCAAAGUGAUAUUAACACUCCAUAUUGCAGCACAACGUCACUAAACAAUACAGAUCUCACGGGCAAGAUUGUUUUGUGUGAAGUUGGUGGUGGGGUGACAAGUGUGGAAAAAGGUCAAGCGGUGAAAGCUGCAGGAGGUGUAGCGAUGAUUCUCAUGAAUCAUAUGCAAGAUGGCUUUACUACAUCAGCUGAUGCCCAUGUACUCCCAGCUACAGAUGUUACCUAUGCAGAUGGACAGAAAAUUCUUUCCUAUAUAAAUUCAACAUCAAAUCCUUUAGCCACCAUUACAUUCCAAGGGACCAUAAUCGGAGACAAAAAUACUCCAGUUAUUGCUUCUUUUUCUUCCCGAGGUCCUAGCAGAGCAACCCCUGGCAUUUUGAAGCCUGAUAUUAUAGGUCCUGGUGUUAAUAUCCUUGCAGCUUGGCCUACCUCCGUGGAGAACAAUACCAAACCAAAACCUACAUUCAACAUUAUAUCUGGUACCUCAAUGUCUUGCCCACACCUCAGUGGAGUAGCAGCAUUGCUCAAAAGUGCACAUCCUAAUUGGUCUCCAUCAAUUAUUAAGUCUGCAAUUAUGACAACUGCGGAUACUGUGAACUUGGGCAACAAGACCAUUCAAGAUGAAAAUCAUAAACCUGCUAACCUUUUUGCCAUUGGUGCAGGUCAUGUCAAUCCAUCAAAAUCGAAUGAUCCAGGACUUGUUUAUGAUAUCCAACCUAAAGACUACGUACCUUAUUUAUGUGGUUUGAACUACACAAAUCGGGAGGUUGGGGUCAUUGUGCAACAAAAGGUCAAUUGUUUAGAGGUAGGAAGUAUUCAAGAGGGACAACUAAAUUAUCCUUCAUUUUCUAUUACCCUCGGGUCAACUCCUCAGACAUACACGAGGACAGUGACAAAUGUUGGCGAGGCUAGCUCAUCUUACACCGUGGAUGUUGUCUCACCACAAGGUGUUGAUGUGAAAGUUGAGCCCUCGGUUCUGAACUUCACUGAACUAAACCAGAAGAUGUCAUACCAAGUGACGUUUACUCAAACCGCCAAUCUCUCACGCAUUGGCAAUGUCGAAGGAUUCUUGAAAUGGAAAUCUACCAAGUACUCCGUUAGGAGCCCAAUUGCAGCUUAUUUGACCCGAGUCUUCUAGAAAAAAAAAUUUGGAAUUAAUCUUGUAUUGUGUCAAUAAAAUUUAAGUUAUU
Lycium ferocissimum is the source of this 2364-nucleotide messenger RNA. Its product is annotated as subtilisin-like protease. NCBI's taxonomy places the organism in Eukaryota, Viridiplantae, Streptophyta, Magnoliopsida, Solanales, Solanaceae. Gene Ontology annotation, biological process: proteolysis. The transcript has a single exon. The record is from RefSeq and is a predicted model, not a curated record. Bases 87 to 2312 code for a protein of 741 amino acids. Gene Ontology annotation, molecular function: serine-type endopeptidase activity.